AAGUAACUCGUCAUUUUGGAGAAAACAAACUGCUCUCUCUCUCUUUCUCUCUCUCUCUCUCACACACACACACACACACACACACACACCGAAUAAGGAAGUCACUCCUUUCAGACAAAACAAAACUGAUCUCUCUCUCGGUGGGAUUUCAGGAAAAUGGCUGAGGCCAGUAUUUCAGUAGAUCAGCUUUCUCAGGACCAGUUCAUGUGUCCACUGUGUCUGGAUCUCCGGAAAGAUUCGGUGACUAUCCCCUGUGGUCACAGUUUCUGUAAGGUUUGCAUGAAUGGCUGCUGGGAUCCGAAGGAUCAGAAGGGCGUCUACAGCUGUCCUCAGUGCAGAGACACUUUCACGACAAGGCCUGUUCUACGCAGAAACAAUAUGCUGCCUGAAGUGGUGGAGAAACUGAAGAAGACUGAAUUCCAAUCUACUUCUCCUGCUCACUGUUACGCUGGACCUGGAGAUGUGGAGUGUGAUUUCUGCACCGGGAGAAAACACAAAGCUGUCAAGUCCUGUCUGAUGUGUUUGAUUUCAUUUUGUGAAACUCAUCUGAAACCUCAUCUUGAAGUUCCUGCUUUGAAAAAACACAUAUUAAUUGAAGCCUCAGCAAAACUCCAAGAGAAGAUCUGCUCUGAGCAUAACAAGCUGAUUGAGCUCUACUGUCGUACUGAUCAAACCUGCAUCUGUUAUUUGUGUAUGAUGGAAAAUCACAAAGGUCACGACAUCGUCACAGCCGCAGCAGAAAGAGCUGAGAAACAGAGUGAGUUAAAGGAGGAGCAGAUGAAAUCCCAGCAGAGAAUCCAGGAGAAGCAGAAGAAGGUGCAGGAGCUGAAACAGGCUGUGAACACUAUAAAGCUCAGUGCACAGACAGCAGUGGAGGACAGUGAGAGGAUCUUUACUGAGCUGAUCAGCUCCAUGGAGAAAAAGCGCUGGGAGGUGACGGAGCUGAUCAGAGAUCAGGAGAAGGCUGAACUGAGUCGAGCUGAACGACUCCUGGAGCAACUGGAGCAGGAGAUUGCUGAUCUUCAGAGGAGAGUCACUGAGCUGGAGCAGCUUUCACACACACACGAUCACAUCCAUUUCCUCCAGGUUUUAGCUUCUGGACGUCGAUCUCCUCCACUUAUCGGACCAGAUUUUCACACAUCCAGCGUCACUGUCCAUCAACAUCUCUCAUUUGAUGGAGUGAGGAAUUCUCUCUCAGAUCUGAAAAAGAGACUCGAGGAAUUCUGUGAGGAGGAAUUCAACAAAAUCCCUCCACAUGCUGCAGCAGUUCAGAUUAUUUCAGGACCAGAAACACUGAGCAGAGAAGAGUUUCUGAAAUAUUUCUGUUAUCUGACUCUGGAUCCCAACACGGCACAUCGUCACCUCAUUCUGUCUGAGAAGAACAGAGCAGUGAGAGAUAGUGGGAGAGAGCAGCGUUACUCUGAUCAUCCAGAGAGAUUUGAUUCCAACUGUCAGGUGUUGUGUAAGGAGAGUGUGUGUGGACGCUGUUACUGGGAGGUGGAGUGGAGCGGUGCUGGUGGUGUCUCCAUAUCAGUCUCAUAUAAAGACAUCGUCAGGAAAGGACUGGGUAAUGAGUGUGGGUUUGGAGGCAACAAUCAGUCCUGGAGUCUGUGGUGUUCUUCUUCUUCUCUUUCUUUCUGGCACAACAACAUUAAGACUGAGCUCAAAGUUCCAUCACCCUCCAGAAUAGGAGUGUAUGUGGAUCACAGUGCAGGAACUCUGUCCUUCUACAGCGUCUCUGACACGAUGAAGCUCCUCCACAGAGUCCACACCACAUUCACUCAGACUCUAUAUGCUGGGUUUGGGUUCUUCAAAGUUUCUGGGUUAGCGUUCUACUGGUUUUCUGGUUCUACUGUGAGAUUGUGUGAUCCAUCGUAAAAAAAAAAGUGUUUUUUUUUUCUUUUUUAUGUAAAAUUCCUGCACGUUGCCACGUUGUUGGUCAAUCGUCUGUUUUAUUAGAACACAAUCCAGCUGGACAAAAAACAGUCACUUUAUUAUUUAAGUUAAAGCAUGUAUAAUGUAAAUGUAUAAUAAUUACAGGUAGACUGCCUCUCA
Neoarius graeffei (lesser salmon catfish) is the source of this 2055-nucleotide messenger RNA. Its product is annotated as tripartite motif-containing protein 16-like. Bases 157 to 1878 code for a protein of 573 amino acids. Lineage: Eukaryota; Metazoa; Chordata; Actinopteri; Siluriformes; Ariidae. The transcript is spliced from 6 exons. Gene Ontology annotation, molecular function: zinc ion binding; protein binding. The record is from RefSeq and is a predicted model, not a curated record.